Lates calcarifer (barramundi perch) is the source of this 2537-nucleotide messenger RNA. RefSeq names its product MIF4G domain containing b (gene mif4gdb). Gene Ontology annotation, molecular function: protein binding; RNA binding; translation activator activity. The coding region runs from base 179 to 844 and encodes 221 amino acids. Gene Ontology annotation, biological process: regulation of translational initiation. Gene Ontology annotation, cellular component: cytosol. The record is from RefSeq and is a predicted model, not a curated record. The transcript has 6 exons. NCBI's taxonomy places the organism in Eukaryota, Metazoa, Chordata, Actinopteri, Centropomidae.
AGGGAUUCAUCUUGACGCGACAUUUAAGCUUUGAAAGGCUGCGUCGGGUAACGUCUACAUACACCCGAGAGAGAGAGUGUGUGUAGAUGUGAAGAAUUAGCGUGAAAUAAGUACAUUUUCGCACCUUAUCAUCUAAAUGUAAGUUACUUAUUAGCUUGACAGCUCUCAGUUCUCUAUAAUGGAAAACUCCACUGAAGACUACAGGAUCCAGUCAUUUGACCUGGACACACAGGUGCUGCUGAAAACAGCCUUGAAAGAUCCAAGUGCAGUGAACCUGGAGAAGGUUUCCAACAUCAUCGUGGAUCAGUCAUUGAAGGACCAGGUGUUCAGCAAAGAGGCCGGACGCAUCUGCUACACCAUUGUGCAGGCCGAAGCCAAGCAGAGCAAUGGAAACGUCUUUAGGAGAAACUUGUUGAACCGACUCCAGCAGGAGUUCAAGAGCCGCGAGGAGACCAGGGCACGCUCACUGCAGGAGUGGGUGUGCUACGUCACGUUCAUCUGCAACAUCUUUGACUACCUCAAAGUGAACAACAUGCCAAUGGUGGCUCUGGUCCAUCCAGUGUAUGACUGUCUGAUGAGGCUGGCCCAACCAGAUGCUCUAAUGAACGAGGAAGAGGUGGACUGCCUGGUGCUGCAGCUGCAUCGCAUCGGUGAGCAGCUUGAGAAGGUGAAUGGCCCGCGGAUGGAUGAGCUGUUCUUCCUGCUACGUGACGGCUUCCUGCUCCAGGAGGGCCUCACGUCCAUGGCCCGUCUGCUGCUGCUGGAGAUCCUGGAGUUCAGGGCCGGAGGCUGGAUGCUCAGCAGCACCGCCCACAAGUACUACUACAGUGAAAUUGCAGAUUAGGACAGCUGAAAGGACGAGGGUGCUGAGCAGCUUCAUUUGCAGUUGCGUCAGGAAACCUUCAAACACCUCGGACACCUCUGCUAAGUCGCCACUGAGUGUAAAACCAGCAAUUUCAGGACAGACAGCGACACCUUCCAGGUAAUCAGUGGAGAAAAAGGCGGCUCAGAAAGUGUAAAAAGACUUUGAUUUAGCUGGAUUGUUCCUGCGUUUGAUAAUAUUACUGACACAUGGUGCCGUGGAUGUGGAACGUGCAAUAGUUCAGUUAACGAGGUUUAGCCACAUUCAGGUACACUUUGUUUUAAAAUUUGAUUACAGCUAGAGAGGCUGAAGAUAUUUUUUAUGUUUUGUUUUUUUAAUCUUUCUGGCAUUCCUGUUUUGAGAAAGCAUUUCAACUUAUUUUUACCAAAUCUAAAAGAGUUCUGAAAAGACAUUCCAGUCAGAUGCAAGCUGAUUUGGUCUUUGAUCUACCUUUUAUUGUUGUGUGACCAAUUUUUAAUUAAUUGAAUAAUAAUUUAAAAAAUAUUUUAAUUGAAUAGUUAUAUACUUUAGCAUAGAACUGAAUUUUAAAAAAGGUUUGAAUUGCUGUUCAGAGGAAUUUUCUGCCUAAUUUGUUCCUGUGUUACUGUUUCUUUGUCCACUGGGUAUGCGAAGCUCAGAUGAAAAGUUGUGUCUUAAUUCAGGGAUUUUCUUUUUUUCCUUUAGUUUUUUUUACAGUUCAGCUAAAAAAUAAAAGACCAAGAGAUUGGUUACAUUUCAUAUUUAAAUUGUUCCUACAGAUAAAUAGGUCAGAUUUAAUAUCUGAUUUCUGGAUUCACAAGUUUUGUUUGUUAAACAAGUCGUGCCAAUGCAGCCUGCACAGGAUCAUCCCAGCAAAGCUGACAUGACAAAGCCUAAACUCUUUAUUUGUAGUUGAGGUGCUAGAGGAGUAGCUGUUUCCCUCCCUUCACAGAUACGCCGGUCAUGUGAGUAUAAAACUUAAGUAUUUUGCAUUCGAAUUCAGGUUCCACCAGCACUGGCCACACGUAUGUAGCUGAACUUGGGUUUUAAGUUGGAGUCUGUUGUUACCUUUUUGUUUAUAGAACUCAGUGACAGCUCGAAGGUCUUCAACCAAAGCUGUGCCUUGGAAUCAGACAGACACGAGCGAAGGACAACAUGGUGUCACAUGGUUAAAAUAAUACACCUCUGUGAAAUGUCAUUCUGAAAAACCUGUAAAAUGUAAAUAUGUUAAAGCUUAAUAUAAAUUUUACUUCGACAGCAAUUAGACAAAUCAGCCUCUGUUAUUUACUAUAAAGAAUCCUCAGUGUUAAAUACAAAAAAAAGAAUCAAAGCUCUUAAAAGCUUUGAGAAACAUGGUCAGGAUUUAGAAAAUUUGUAUAACAUCUCUCAAAAUCCUUUUUUCUAGCAGUGUAGGAAGAUUUAUGUAUCAACUUUGGUAUUUGUCUUUAUAUUCAGACCAGAAACGAAUAGGUUAACUGAUGUAUUAAUUGAUCCUAAAGAGUCAAAUAGAGCUAAUGCUGUAGACAAUUAAAGUCCCUUAAUAACAGGGCACAGACCUGAUUGCAAUAUACUGUAUGUUUCUAUAUUUUAUUACAGCGUUUCAACAUUUUUACAUCACUCAAUUCCAUUUUUUAUGGUUGGGUUGUACAUUUUAAUGCAGAUUUGUUCUAAUAAAUCUCUGGAAGUUUUUCCUUAA